This is a messenger RNA of Iphiclides podalirius (scarce swallowtail), 1011 nucleotides long. Lineage: Eukaryota; Metazoa; Arthropoda; Insecta; Lepidoptera; Papilionidae. The record is from the annotation of a GenBank genome assembly.
AUGAGGAGCUUGGUUGCGCUGCUGUGCAUGGUGGUGGCGGUGAGCGCCGUCUCCUUUGUCGACGUGGUCAAAGAGGAGUGGGACGCCUUUAAGAUGGAGUACCAGAAGGAGUAUGGGAGCGAGGUCGAGGACCAGUUCCGGAUGAAGAUAUACGCCGAGAACAAGCACAAGAUCGCGAAGCACAACCAGCGCUUCGCCCAGGGCCUCGUCUCUUACCGCCUGAAGGUGAACAAAUAUGCCGACAUGCUCCACAACGAGUUCGUGAACGCCAUGAAUGGCUUUAACAGCACCGCGAAGCAGACGAUCAACGGCUCCGAGAUCCGCGGGGCGACAUUCCUGCCGGCGGCUAACGUUCAGUACCCGGACCAUAUCGACUGGCGCGAGCUGGGCGCCGUCACUGAAGUCAAGGAUCAGCGCAUGUGCGGUUCCUGCUGGUCCUUCAGCUCGACCGGUGCCUUGGAGGGCCAGCACUUCCGCAAGAGCAAGAAACUGGUCUCCCUAUCGGAGCAGAACCUAGUUGACUGCUCUACCGCGUACGGCAACAACGGCUGCAACGGCGGCACUAUGGACAGCUCCUUCAAAUACGUCCAGGAAAAUAAAGGGAUCGAUACGGAAGACAGCUACCCCUACGAGGGGGUGGAGAAACAGUGCAGAUACAACCCCAAGAACUCCGGCGCCGACGACGUGGGCUUCACGGACAUCCCCACUGGCGAUGAGGAGAAGCUGAUGCAGGCGGUCGCGACUAUUGGACCCAUUGCUGUGGCCAUCGACGCCUCUCAACCAGCCUUCCAUCACUACUCGGAAGGUGUUUACUACGACGAGAACUGUUCCAGCACCAGGCUGGACCAUGCGGUGCUGGCGGUAGGCUACGGCACCGAUGAGAAAGGUGGCGACUACUGGCUGGUGAAGAACUCCUGGGGCCUCUCUUGGGGCGAAAAGGGCUACAUCAAGAUGGCCCGAAACCGUAAAAACAACUGCGGCAUCGCCACCGAAGCCUCCUACCCCAUCGUC